This is a messenger RNA of Acanthaster planci (crown-of-thorns starfish), 1182 nucleotides long. RefSeq lists its product as uncharacterized. Lineage: Eukaryota; Metazoa; Echinodermata; Asteroidea; Valvatida; Acanthasteridae. The record is from RefSeq and is a predicted model, not a curated record. Gene Ontology annotation, molecular function: protein binding.
AUGGCCGACUCUCCGAGUGCAGGUAUCAUUUCCGCGGGCUUUUCAGCCUCGACAGGACUGCGCAUUCAGAGUCCUUUUGCGGCACAGCAAGUACCUGAACCAGAGCAGGCACCCAAACCAGAGCAAUUAGUACUCGAAAGCCUGACACAUCAUGGACGGAUAGAUCAAGCUUUCAAAUGGGCUGGCAACAUAGUGUCUGGUGGCUUUUCUGCAGUUGGUGCCGACCGCUCUCAAGGGCACGAGCCGUUCGUCGCGGGGGCUACCGCUGAGACUGCAGGUCUUGGAGCGAGCUCAACCACUGGUACCCCCAGUAUCAUCAAACUUAACAUGAAGGAUCUCUUCAGCAUGACGUCCAUGAUGUACACGCCACCCGUAGAAGAGAAAGAUGAGCGGUCCAUUUCAGUGCGAAUCCACAUGCUGAAAAAGAACAGAUAUGUCACAUUAGACGUGGGCACCAGCUCAACCAUCGCGGAGUUGAGAAGGCAAGCAGCUAGUCAGCUCGACCUAUCCCACCGGAGGCUGAUGCUCAUCUUCAACGGCAGCCAACUUGAAGACCACGAGGAGAUCAAAUCCCUGGGAAUGUCACAUGGGUGUACCAUAUUUUGCAUGGAAUGCAUCCCAGGCGGACAGAUGGGCAUUUUCCAACUCGACCCAUCUGAUCUGGACCCAGGGUACGACUUUGACUUUACAAAUCAAUCCAGUGACGGGAAGACGUACUGGCGAGGUGGCCAUAAAUACCGGCGACCGUACGGAUGGAAACGGUACGCGGUCAAAGUUCACGGCGAGUAUGACAACGACACUUGGCUGGGGGAGAAUGGCAUUCGUACGGAAUCGAGUCCUGGUGAGUGGGCAGUGAGCUACCACGGCACGGCAAAACGUAACGUCAAACCAAUACUGGAAGACGGCUACAAAAUCGGCCACAGAAAGCUCUUCGGACCGGCAGUUUACACCAGCCCGAACCUGGAGAAGAUCGAUGAGUAUGGCUACACGAAAGAAUUCACCAAAGAUGGCAAGAGAUACAAAUUUGCCCUGCAGAAUCGAGUGAAUCCAAACCACCUGACAGUGAUCAAACCAGACGAGACCGGCUAUGCCGACUUCCCUUACUGGUUAUCCCCCAUGCAAGAUCCUAAACGAGGUAUAUUUCAUGUCAGACCAUACGGUAUACUUACACGAGAAUUGUAG